AUGGGAGAUGUGUCCCAUCACGGCAUCCUUUCCCCACAGCAGGGGAAAACCACUGACCCUGGAUGGCCCAAGCUCUCCAAGGACACAUCAUCUGAUCAGUGCAGGGAGACGGGGGACCAGAAGAGCCUCCGCCCCAACUGGGAGUUGGCCAACGUGAUUGAAGCAGCCAAGAGAUUGAACCUGCCACCAGUCAGAGAGGUGGAGGGAGGGGAGAACUUGUGCGAGGAGCACCAGGAACCCCUGAAGCUCUUCUGCCAAGACGACAAAAAGCUUAUCUGCGUGGUGUGUGACAGGUCUGAGGGGCACCAUGACCAUUCUGUGGUUCCCAUAGAAGAGGCUGCCCAGGAGUACAAGAAGAAGACAACAGCUGCAAAGCAGAAGGUUGUAAUGACAUAUAGGAAGUUGCAUGAGUUGCUGGAGAAGCAGGAGUCCUCUCUUCUGGCCCAGCUGGAGCAGCUGGACACAGAGAUAAGGAACACGCAUGAAGAAAUCUUCCACGAGCUUUUGGAGGAGAGGACAAGCCUGGGCACCCUGACUGGGGAGAUGGAGAGGGUAUACCAGCAGCCAGACUGGCAGCUCCUGAAGGACAUCAGAACCACCUUAAGCAGGGGCCAGAGAGAAUCGCUCUCCCACUCACUCGAUAUUUCCCUUGAGCUGGAAAAGAAAUUCUCUGAUUUCACAGAGAAAACUGCAGCCAUCAAGGAGGCUCUGGAGAAAUUCCAAGACUUCCUGGAGUUUGAACUUCCAUUGACAACACAGAUGACGCUGGACCCAAGGACGGCUAAUGGCAGGCUUUAUCUCUCGGAAGACUGCAAGCUCAUGCGGUGGGAACCCUUUGACCAGGACCUGCCCUCCAAGCCGUGGAGGUUCAAAGUUGAUCCCUGUAAGAAGACAACAGCUGCAAAGCAGAAGGUUGUAAUGACAUAUAGGAAGUUGCAUGAGUUGCUGGAGAAGCAGGAGUCCUCUCUUCUGGCCCAGCUGGAGCAGCUGGACACAGAGAUAAGGAACACGCAUGAAGAAAUCUUCCACGAGCUUUUGGAGGAGAGGACAAGCCUGGGCACGCUGAUUGGGGAGAUGGAGAGGGUAUACCAGCAGCCAGACCGGCAGCUCCUGAAGGACAUCAGAACCACCUUAAGCAGGGGCCAGAGAGAAUCGCUCUCCCACUCACUCGAUAUUUCCCUUGAGCUGGAAAAGAAAUUCUCUGAUUUCACAGAGAAAACUGCAGCCAUCAAGGAGGCUCUGGAGAAAUUCCAAGACUUCCUGGAGUUUGAACUUCCAUUGACAACACAGAUGACGCUGGACCCAAGGACGGCUAAUGGCAGGCUUUAUCUCUCGGAAGACUGCAAGCUCAUGCGUGUCCCCAAGAGGAUACGAAUCUGCUUGGACUAUGAGGAAGGGAGGGUGGUGUUUUUUGAUGCCGAGAGCAAAGAACAGAUCUUUGUUUUUCCGCAGGCAUCUUUUCAAGGGGAGAGAGUCUUCCCGUGGUUCAUG
Molecule: messenger RNA, 1491 nt
Organism: Calidris pugnax (ruff)
Lineage: Eukaryota; Metazoa; Chordata; Aves; Charadriiformes; Scolopacidae
Product: zinc finger protein RFP-like
Exons: 13
Molecular function (GO): zinc ion binding
Source: RefSeq, a predicted model, not a curated record